ACGCAAAAGGAAUAGAACUCCGUUUGUAGUCUUCGACACCCAUUUCUCUCAGUCACACACCCUCGGAAGACCACAGCUCCGGUCAUUAAGUCACCGGAAAAUUCUCGUGUUCCGUUUCCUAAUUUAGGCUCUAGCUUUCCUUGGGGAGUACCGUUUCCGGCUUCAGUUUUGCCUCGGUCUUUUGCUUCAAGGAGUUUCGAGUCUGGUCUCGCUAUAACUUUAGUUAACGGCGAGAGAAACCCCUUUUCAUCCUCUGCUGCGUCUCCUUUUGAAGUUCCCCCUCCUUGCUUCUUUUAGCUCAGUGAUCAGCUCUUCUCUUCUUCUGCUUUCUUGGGACUUUUUUACAUUGUUCAAGGGGAUACUUGAAUUGUUCUAAUUUGAGAAUUCGUUCCCAAAAAUUCUUUCUAGGUUGAAACUCUCACAUGGUAGAAUUCAUCAGUUCCGGCUUCAUUAUCACUCUUCAAAUUACCAGUUCCCCUGUUAUAGUCUGAGAGAUAGUAUUUUUGUUCUUUUCUGCCAGAACCUUGUUUCCUUGAGAAUUUCUGGUAAAGGACCGGAAAUUCCCAUCGUCCCGUCGAUCCCAACUGGUUCACAUGUCCAUGGCUGGAGCUCUUUAUAGUGGUCGUUCACUCCCCUUUACCGGGGUCAGGCACUCCGACGUACAUGCCAAUCCGGCGGGGGCUUCUCUUUCAGAUAUCCUUCUGUCAGGCGGACCUAGCGCCCUCGACUCGGUUUUUUCUUCCCGAUUCCCUGCCGAGACCCGGUUUGCUCCCGUGCCUGAGCCGCUGGGAUCGUCCGUUUACCUGCACCAGCAAGAGCAGCUGAAGCGGUUCCGGGAGUCCGGCCGGAGACGGCAUCUGCUUGGGGUGGGAAAGGGCGCGUCCUCGGCAACGUCGUCGUCGUUUCCGGCGUUCAAGAUGACGAAGAAGCUCUACAGAGGGGUGAGGCAGAGGCACUGGGGGAAGUGGGUGGCGGAGAUCCGCCUGCCACAGAACCGGAUGCGCGUCUGGCUCGGUACCUACGACACGGCUGAGGCGGCCGCCUACGCCUACGACCGCGCCGCCUAUAAGCUCCGCGGCGAGUACGCGCGCCUCAACUUCCCCAACCUCAGGGACAUUUUCCAGGCGGGGUCCUCCCCCGGCGGCGCUCGCCUGAGCGCUCUAACCUCCUCCGUGGACGCCAAGCUCCAGGCCGUCUGCCAGAGGCUUCGGAGACAAAAGCGCCAACAGGCGCCCGCGCCCUCGCCCUCCCCCUCGCCGUCUCUCUCGUCCUCAUCCUCGUCAUCUUCCGAAGGCAACGGCGCCGAAAGGGAAACUGUCCCAGAAGCAUCGCCGGAAGUGUCGCCGGAGACCGAGGUUCAGUGGCUCGGAUCGCCGGAAUUUCUGCCCGAGCUGGACUGUUGCUUGCUGGAGAGGAUGCCGUCGCUUGACCCUGAUCUCUGGGAGCUACUGGCCAGUUAGUCUGUUAGAUCAGCAUCGUGUCAAUCUUUUCCCCUUUUGUCCGUACAUAUAGUAAAAUCGUUGUGUUCUGUCCCUUCAAACGUGGGAAGUGCAAAGCCUUUCCUUUUUAA
Molecule: messenger RNA, 1570 nt
Organism: Nymphaea colorata (pocket water lily)
Lineage: Eukaryota; Viridiplantae; Streptophyta; Magnoliopsida; Nymphaeales; Nymphaeaceae
Product: ethylene-responsive transcription factor ERF061-like
Exons: 1
Coding region: 594-1460 (288 amino acids)
Biological process (GO): regulation of DNA-templated transcription
Molecular function (GO): DNA binding; DNA-binding transcription factor activity
Source: RefSeq, a predicted model, not a curated record